Messenger RNA from Pocillopora meandrina, 2388 nucleotides. The record is from the annotation of a GenBank genome assembly. Lineage: Eukaryota; Metazoa; Cnidaria; Anthozoa; Scleractinia; Pocilloporidae.
AUGGCACUGUUAUACAUUUCAAUAGGAACUGAAAGCGACUUUUUUGCCGGAUAUCGAGCUUGUCCAUGUUUGGAAGGAUUUUAUCGAAUCCAUCGAUUCGCUAAAUGUCACAAAUGCAAAGUAGGACGGUUAUGCCAAGAUGAAUAUGCCUCAUUAAAAUCUGGAUUUUGGUGGCGGUGGCGUAACGAGUCAUACAAACAGCGCUACCAGGAUUUCAUACAAAAUCUUUUGGCGUCUUCACCAGCGCUGGAUAAUUCUUCCAUACAAUACCCACAUGCGAUCCCAACACCCUAUAGAUGUCAGGUAGAGGAAGCUCGCAGAGGGGGUUUGGAUUCCACAUGUGGAGAGGGGUACGAUGGUCCACUUUGUGCAGUUUGUAGUUCAGGAUAUUACAAGCAACUGAAAUCAUGUGCAAAAUGUCCUUCAAGAGCGUGGAUUGCUACACAAUUGACGAUUAUCGUCGUCGUUCUGUUUCUGAUUAUUGCGUUUAUGAUGUGGAAGAAAAAAACUAAAUGGGAACAAGACCAGGGCCACUACCUGAUAGACAUGUUCUUUUCUAAGCUUAAAAUACUGAUUGGUUUUUAUCAGGUCACUCACGGCUUACUACAGGUGUUCUCAUACAUCGAUUGGCCGGAUUCACUGCAAGCUGUCGCCACAUACUCAGGAAUACUCCAACUGAAUCUGCUUCAGAUCGCACCUAUUCGCUGUCUAUUUUCAGGAUUACAUGUAAAUGCCUUUGGAGAAUUGUUCCUGAUGUUGACUUUGAAUUUUAGUGUCAUUGGCGCCUCAGGGUUUUGUUACGUUAUCUAUAGGUCAGUAACCUUGAAAAAUGAUGAUCUUGAAGAGGAAGAGAAGUCGAGCAAAAUUUCUCGAACAAAACAGCUGUUUUACAAAAAUCUGUGUUUCUUCCUAUAUGUAACUUAUCUGAGUACAUUUUCCAAGACAGCAAGCGUUCUGCCAUUUGCCUGCCGGAAACUCUGCAGAGAUGACAAGGAAGAGCUGUGUGAAGAAUACGCCAAAGCAGAUUACAGUUUAAGAUGCCAAGGACACAUUUACAACUAUUGGCUGAUUUUGGCAUACAUUUCGACCGCCUAUCUCUUUGCUUUACCUGCCACUUCGUUCAUCGUACUUUGGAGGCAUCGGAGAGAGAUAUCAACUAUGAAAAAAGAUAAUAACGUUUCUGACAAGGAGAUAAUUGAGGGGCUGAAAUUUCUUUCCGAAAACUAUAAACCUUCUUCGUGGUAUUGGGAACUAGUUGAAAUGGCUCGUAAAGUUGUUCUUACCUCUGGUCUUAUCCUUGUGGGACAAGAGAGCAGGUCCUACAUUGGUUUGGCAUGGGUUGUUGCCGGUAUGUAUGGAGUACUUUUCUCCUGGAUGAAACCCGUACGGGAGGCCUCCGAAAACAGACUGAUGACGACUUCCUUAGCUGUCACAGUUGUAAACAUAGGCAUUGGCGCUGUGAGCAGAAUCCCAGGCGAGAAUAUAUCAGACAUGGAGGAUAAGCAAAGAGAAGAAAUCGCAAUGAAACUACUUAUACUGGGUGCCAAUACCAUGGUGAUUGGUGUUCUUGUUGGUAAGAGAGUACAAUGUAUUUAUAAGAAUUGAAGGAUCGAAUUAAAGGCUAGUUUGGUCUCUCCCGUUGGUCGCUCUGUAAAGCACGAAGUAAAUUUUCCACCGAAACUAUUUCAACUUUCAAUGAGCCACAAGCUUAGCUUUUCGCGUAUGUAUGAUUUUUUACUUACAAAGUUUUUAUUGUUCCCUUCACCUUAAAACAACUGAACUGAUAAUUAUUGCAAAGUUUUCUAUCAUAAAGAUAAUGACUGGGGAGGAGCAGUAUAAUCUAAAUAAGGGAAACAGCCAUACAAACAAACAAACAAACCCGAACAUAAGCAAGAAUAGAAUGGAAUAUCAAUGGAACAACGAAUAUCGCCUAAAAUGAAAUUAAAUUCGUCAAUCAAAAAAUUGUAAAUGAGAUAUGUGAUUCAUAUCUCUAUUUCAGUUCAAUACCUUGUGUUUUUGUACGAGUACCUCAAGGAGUGGCGCAAAAGCCCACAGUGGUCCUUUUCUUGCUGUUUGGCUUUGCUUCUUCCAGUCAAUGACUUGCAAGGAGAAAUUCGAGGAAUGGUUGGUAAAAACUUGAUGAAAACUCAGCUUGACAAAGGGAUAUUGAAGAAACCAUCAAUUGCUGCCUCUGCGCUUGAAAGCGGAGCUAUGAGAUUCACUCUUUGUCAUGAGGAACUCCAAAGCGUGGAUGAACGAGAGGAACAGUUCGUCAAGGACAACGCUAAAAAAUGUCAUCGUUGGACACAAACAGAGGGUCUUUUGCAAACUUUCUCCUUAAAGGUGGAGUCUGGAUUAACGGACGGCACAAAGCAGACUACUGAGUGA